Trichomonas vaginalis G3 is the source of this 234-nucleotide messenger RNA. RefSeq lists its product as uncharacterized. Bases 1 to 234 code for a protein of 77 amino acids. Lineage: Eukaryota; Parabasalia; Trichomonadida; Trichomonadidae. The transcript has a single exon. The record is from RefSeq and is a predicted model, not a curated record.
AUGGAAGGAAAAGUACCCAAUAAACCACCAUAUUCUUUUUUCGAUGCUCCCAUCCCCCGUGUUAAUAAAGAAAUGUUCCCGGUUGAUCCAGCAAUUAUCGGACGCUCAAUUCCACGUCCUUGUCGUCCAAUAGGGCAAAUUUCCCAGAAAUAUGCCCACACUCCAAUCAAGACACUGCAACAGGGAUUUCAUGAGGUUAGAUAUUCUAGUUGUCAGUCUAAUUUGUUUGAUUAA